AUGUCAACUGAAAUCACCGGGAAAUCGAAUAGUAAUAAGAAAUUAAAGGAAUAUCAUGAAUCUGAACGUGCAGAAAAAAAUCGUCAACGAGCAUUAUUGUUGAAAAAAUCAAAACUUUCUGCCCAUCCUCAUUCUCAAGAAAAUGAAGAAAAACAUAAAGAUGAAGCUGUCCAAGGUAGAUCUAUCAAGGUACAAGGACAAACAGUUAUUGACACCGGAGGUGGUUUUUUAAUUGAAGACGACGAUGAUUUGGAGCAGCAGAUGUUAAAAAUAGAAGAGAUACCCGCACCAAUAAUAGAAAAUUUGCCACAAUGUGAAGAAUGUAAAAAAGAUUUUAAGGAUUCAUACCUAUUGCAGAAAUUUGAUUAUGCUGUUUGCGAUGCAUGCAGAGAUCCAGAUGAUAAGCAUUCAUUAAUAACUAGAACAGAAGCAAAAGAAGAGUAUUUAUUAAAAGAUUGUGAUUUUGAUAGAAGAGAACCAAAUCUAAAGUAUAUUGUAAAGAAAAAUCCACAUAAUCCACGUUGGGGUGAAAUGAAAUUGUAUUUACAUUUGCAAAUUGAAAAACGGGCUCUAGAAGUAUGGGGUACAGAAGAAGAUUUAUUAGAAGAACGUGAAAAACGUGAUGUUAAGCGCCAGGAAGGAAAAUUAAAAAAAUAUAAUAAAAAACUCAAACAAUUAAGAAUGGAAGUAAGAAGCUCGAUUUAUGAUAAAACCAAAAAAUCAUCUCACACCCAUAAGUUUGGCGAAGAUACGUACAAUGAAGAAGAUGAUACAUAUACUCGUGCUUGUGUUGAGUGUAAUUUUGAAGAAACUUUUGAAAAAAUGUAA
This is a messenger RNA of Cotesia congregata, 828 nucleotides long. The record is from the annotation of a GenBank genome assembly. NCBI's taxonomy places the organism in Eukaryota, Metazoa, Arthropoda, Insecta, Hymenoptera, Braconidae.